UAUCACUCUCUUUAACAUGGUGAGAUCGGGUUUCAUCACGGUUCUUGAUGAAAACAAAAAUAUUUCGGGAUGUGAUAUCUUUAAAUGUGAUGCAGCUUGAUAGAGUUUAAUGUUUCCUGCUCCUCAUACCUGAGGACUCCUUUACCUCCUGACGCAAAUUCCUGUGGUGUCUGAUUUGAAAAGAAACCUAAUCUAUCAUAUAUCAUAGAACUAGGUUUACGAUCUCAGAGCCAUGCCUCAGCGCUCCCUGUUGUUACACGGCAUCCGGAGGUGGUGUCACUGGAUACCUUCAAAAACUGGCAGAGCAACUUCUCUCGCCCUCUGAGGUCAGUUUUCAUUGUUCUCUGCUUUCAACAGUGUGGCCCCUCGUCCACUAAGCAUGACCCCUGUUAAAGUGAAUGACUUAAAAGUUCCCACCCACUCAGUUCCCUCCCUAAAUUCAAGCACCCAGUCGUCCAGCGGCUCUGAAUCGAAUGGAGAGUGAACCAUGGCGGUCCACAAGAUCAUCAAGUACUUGCUCUUCACCAUCAACUUUGUAUUUUUCGUCGCUGGAAUCACUAUUCUCGGCUUAUCCGUACACGCCAGGAGCAACAGGGCCGACUACCAGAUCACAGACAACCUUCUCCCACCCAUAAACCUCCUGGUGUUCGUCGGUGCCGUGACCAUGAUCCUGGGCUUCCUGGGCUGCUGUGGAGCCGUCAGAGAGGACCGCCGCCUGCUGAAGCUCUUCUUCGUGGGCCUGUUCGCCGUGCUCUUCAUGAUGCUGGCCCUGGGUGUGUUGGGAGCCUUAUCGAGAACCGAGGCCGCCCAGGAGGUGGUGAAGGAGCACCUGAAGGAGCUGCUUCCGCUGAGCGCAGCGCCGAAGGACGUGCAGGAGUCGUUUCAGCAGCUGGAGAGGAGCGGCUUCUGCUGUGGAUUCUUUGUCGGACCUCUCGACUGGGGAAACUCGACGGUUGUGCCCGACUCCUGCAACUGCACGGACACCUCCAGGAAUUGCACGGUUUUGGACGGACGUCAGGUUUACUCCACACCGUGUAUGACGUACUUCAUGACGUGGUUGGACAGAUUGUCUCACACCUUCAUCAUGGUUGCGUGCGGAUUUGGCAUCUUGAUGAUUCUGGGCAUGGUUUUCUCAUCAGUCAUUGGCUUUCAAGUUUGUGUUAAGAAGGGCAGCGUCAUUUAGUUGCUCAGAAGGCCUGAAGUUCACAGGA
Messenger RNA from Hippoglossus stenolepis (Pacific halibut), 1211 nucleotides. Its product is annotated as tetraspanin-8-like. Gene Ontology annotation, cellular component: membrane. Lineage: Eukaryota; Metazoa; Chordata; Actinopteri; Pleuronectiformes; Pleuronectidae. The record is from RefSeq and is a predicted model, not a curated record. The coding region runs from base 488 to 1183 and encodes 231 amino acids. The transcript has a single exon.